AUGGUUGAUGGCACACACUGUCCGCCACUGCAGAGUUAUUCAGUGCUGCAUGGGUUGGUGGGGCCAGCCUGCAUCUUCUUGCGCCAGAGCAUCGCCAUCACACAGAUCGACAGAGACCUGCGACCAGAAGAGAUUGAAGAGCUAAGGGAAGCUUUCCGGGAGUUUGAUAAAGACCGUGAUGGCUACAUCAGCUACAAGGACCUGGGAGAAUGUAUGCGAACUAUGGGCUACAUGCCUACUGAGAUGGAACUCAUUGAACUUUCUCAGCAGAUUGAACAGAGAGCUGGUGGAAAGGUAGAUUUUGAAGACUUUGUGGAUCUGAUGGGCCCCAAGAUGCUGGCAGAAACUGCAGACAUGAUUGGGGUGAAAGAACUGCGGGAUGCCUUCCGGGAGUUUGACACAAAUGGCGAUGGACAGAUCAGUGUAGCUGAGCUACGGGAAGCCAUGCGCAAACUCUUGGGGCAGCAACUGAAUUACCGAGAGGUAGAUGAGAUCCUCAAGGAUGUUGAUCUGAAUGGAGAUGGUCUUGUGGACUUUGAAGAAUUUGUACGGAUGAUGUCUCGUUGAGAGAACCUAUUAGCAGUCCAAGACAGAAGUGCCUUAUGAAGAGGAGGGACUUCCAAGCCAUCACAUACUGCCGCUUGCAGUGAAUCGGACAACUGAGAUCAAGGGCAGCAUGCAAGCACUUCCCACACAUCUUGCACAGCCUACCUGGAGACAAACAGCUGCUCCUGAAGUCAAGGGACCCACACCAGCUUCAUAACCAUCAAUGAUAU
Molecule: messenger RNA, 776 nt
Organism: Gekko japonicus
Lineage: Eukaryota; Metazoa; Chordata; Lepidosauria; Squamata; Gekkonidae
Product: calcium-binding protein 2-like
Exons: 7
Coding region: 1-567 (188 amino acids)
Molecular function (GO): calcium ion binding
Source: RefSeq, a predicted model, not a curated record